This is a messenger RNA of Mytilinidion resinicola, 1347 nucleotides long. RefSeq lists its product as uncharacterized. NCBI's taxonomy places the organism in Eukaryota, Fungi, Ascomycota, Dothideomycetes, Mytilinidiales, Mytilinidiaceae. The transcript has a single exon. The coding region runs from base 9 to 944 and encodes 311 amino acids. The record is from RefSeq and is a predicted model, not a curated record.
GCAUCACGAUGCCUCCAUCAACGGCCCGCGGGCUGCUAUCCCGAUCCUCAAAAUGUCAAUUGAAUGCGCAAUCUUCAAUCGCACGGCGCUCCUUCACAUCUACGCCCGCCGUUCUCGCCCUAGGUCCUCAGUCCCCUAAUUAUGUCGAAGUCCCAAAACCCGUACAACCCACCUUCCCCCUUAAACCUCGCGUCAAAGGUGUCCUCCCAGUUCCACGAAACAUCUUCAGGACGCGAGGCGAUAAGGAGAAGGCUUCAGAUGAGUUCCUCGACCCUGCAGCGAAGGAGCCGUCAACAAUACGCCGACACAAAGGAAAAGAUGUAGCAUACCAGGACUACAAGCUGCGAUUGGCGGAGACUCGACGGAGGAAUCUGAAGCAGUCGGUCAAGGAGCUACACGAACGCGAGGUCGAGUCGCAUCGACGGAUGGAUGCCAUUUCUACCCAGAAGCAAGAGGAACACCGAGCUUUUGCCAACCAGCCCGAGCGUGACGACGAUCGCCUGACGAACCCGAGCGUCAGCAAGGAUAUCAUGGACUACAUGUCUGGCAAACUUGAUGCGCGGCCACCAUUGAAAUGGGUUGAGCAAGAUCUUGAGAUCCGGCGAGCUGGAGUGCAAAAAUUGCAGCAGAAGAAGGAGGCCGCGAGGUUAGAUGCGCUACACACACUCUACAUGCAGGCGAGGGACUUCAUCACUACGGAAAAACAGCUGGACGAGGCGAUUGACAGGGUUUUUGGCACACCGGAGCACCCUGUGACUUUCGGGUAUGCCCAGAGGGAUCAUAGUCCGUGGGCGAGCGAGUCUCCCCCUACAGUGCGGGACAUGCUGGACAGACAAGGGCUUCUAGACGACGUGCAUGCUGGAAGCAAGGGCAAGGGUACAUAUGAUGUCAUGAACGACAGAUUGAAGAGGAUUGCGGAGGACUUGACGGGUGGGAAGAUCUGAUUUGUACAUCAAAAUACUGUGGGUUGUAUAUUAUUCUGUAUUGAAUACUAAUUCGAAGUACCCCGGUAUUAUCAUCCUUGUUCUGUUGAGUUGCUGGGAGCUAUAGUGCUGCGAUAUCUGCGGCCUAUCAUCGCGAGUGCGAACGAGAUUCAAACUCGGGCCCAUUCUUGAGGGUACGACGGGCUGCUGUGCCAAGUGGCUUUUAGGAUGUUAGACAUUUCUCUUUCACGGAUGAGGAGGUUGUGCGCUGGAGUUUUGGAUGGUCGACUACGUCUUGUCUGGCGCGAGGACAAGUAUUGUUUGGUGGGGGCUACGCAUUGAGACUGACGCUUGACAUAACAGGGAGCUCUUGUUGCAACCUUAGACAUUCUAACGUCCUUUGAGAAUUUAUCUACUACAGUCG